ACGGACUGAGUGCGCGUGCGUCAGCUGGUCCUCACAGAAAAGAGCAAGAAAAACAAAAGAAAAUGAGUUUGACUGUCUCUGUUUGCGGCGUGUCUCUGCUGUUACUGCUUCAUUUCGUAGGAGCCAAACCCGUUUCUGACCUUCAGAGUUUCAAGCAGCUUUUAGAAGAGGAGAUCAACGCCUCACCGUUACUCCCCGCAGACGAGACUGAGGUGGAGGGGAAUAACCUGCACACGGGCAAGUCGGUGUUCGGAGCGCCAGAGGAACAGCCAUGGGACUCCUCUGACCCUAGUAACUCCGCACUGGUGGCUAAACAGAACCUCCUUUCCCGCAUCUUCAAAGAUCUCGUGAGGACCUCCAAGCGCUCGUGGAGCCGGAAUAAGAAGGGUGGGAUGAGGAGCUGUUUCGGGGUCCGAUUAGAGAGGAUCGGUUCCUUCAGUGGGCUGGGAUGCUAAAGGCGGGGACCUUCAGCGCAUCAGUGUGAAACGCAACCAAGAGCCGAGCUCCCCUCACGCCACAAGGUUUUGACUGACACUUUAAAGGGCGGUUGAUUCAGACUCUGCUGUACAUGGUUCAUAUUCAAAACUGUGUUUUCCUUUUUCAAAUGUGAGCUGUUAAAUUAUUAUAAAUGUAUUUAU
Molecule: messenger RNA, 638 nt
Organism: Neolamprologus brichardi
Lineage: Eukaryota; Metazoa; Chordata; Actinopteri; Cichliformes; Cichlidae
Gene: nppal
Product: natriuretic peptide A-like
Biological process (GO): cGMP biosynthetic process; receptor guanylyl cyclase signaling pathway
Cellular component (GO): extracellular region
Molecular function (GO): hormone activity
Source: RefSeq, a predicted model, not a curated record